GCACCGUAUGCUGCAUUGUGACCUGCUCUUAUAAAGCGACGCCCACACCCAUCCUGUCAUCCACACCACACGGUCCGACCACCAAAAUACCAAAUCGAAUCACCCGUACUCUGAUCCGAAAAGCACCACACGCACGUGGGGAUCGACACGACGCCAUGGACGCGCCGCAGCUCCUCCUCGGCGCGCUCCUCCUCGUCCUCUUCCCCGCCGCGCUCCUCCUCCUCCGCGCGCGGGGCAAGCGCCUCCCGCCGGGUCCGCCGUCCGUGCCGCUGCUCGGCAGCGUGGUGUGGCUGACCAACUCGCCCGCCGACGUGGAGCCCCUGCUGCAGCGCCUCUUCGAGCGGCACGGCCCCGUCGUGUCGCUGCGCAUGGGGGCGCGGCUGUUCGUCUUCGUCGCCGACCGCCGCCUCGCGCACGUGGCGCUCGUGGAGCGCGGGGCGGCCCUGGCGGACCGCCCGACGCUCGCGUCGGUCAGGCUCCUCGGCGACAACAACAACACCAUCACGCGCGCCAGCUACGGCGCCGUGUGGCGGCUCCUGCGCCGCAACCUCGUCGCCGAGACGCUGCACCCGUCGCGCGUGAAGCUGUUCGCGCCCGCGCGCGCGUGGGUGCGCAGCGUGCUCGUCGAGAAGCUGGGGGAGUCCGGGCCCGAGGCGCCGCCCCGGGUCGUGGAGACGUUCCACUACGCCAUGUUCUGCCUCCUCGUGCUCAUGUGCUUCGGCGAGCGCCUCGACGAGCCCGCGGUGAGCGCGGUCGCCGCCGCGCAGCGCGAGCAACUCAUCUACUUCUCCAAGAACAUGUCCAUCUUCGCCUUCUUCCCGGCGGUCACCAAGCACCUCUUCAGCGGGCGGCUCGAUAAGGCGCGGGCCCUGCGGCGGCGCCUGAAGGAGCUCUUCCUGCCACUCAUCAACGCGCGCCGCGAGUACAAGAAGCGGGGCGGCGAGCCGAGGAAAGAGACAACGUUCGAGCACUCAUACGUGGACACCCUGCUCGACAUCAAGCUCCCUGAGGACGGCGACCGCCCGCUCACCGACGACGAGAUCAUCCACCUCUGCUCCGAGUUCCUCAACGCCGGGACGGACACCACAUCCACCGGGCUGCAGUGGAUCAUGGCCGAGCUUGUCAAGAACCCGGCCAUCCAGGAGAAGCUCUACAACGAGAUCAAGGCCACCACCGGCGACAACAAAGAAGAGGUCUCCGAGGAGGACGUCCACAACAUGCCGUACCUCAAGGCGGUGAUCCUCGAAGGCCUCCGCAAGCACCCGCCGGCGCACUUCGUGCUGCCGCACAAGGCGGCGGAGGACAUGGAACUCGGCGGGUACCUGAUCCCCAAAGGCGCAACGGUGAACUUCAUGGUGGCCGAGAUGGGCCGGGACGAGCGGGAGUGGAAGAACCCGAUGCAGUUCUCUCCGGAGCGGUUCCUCCCCGGUGGCGACGGCGAGGGCGCGGACGUGACGGGCACCAAGGGGAUCAGGAUGAUGCCUUUCGGAGUCGGGCGCAGGAUCUGCUCGGGGAUCGGCAUCGCCAUGCUCCACCUGGAGUACUUCGUGGCCAACAUGGUGCGGGAGUUCGAGUGGAAGGAGGUGGCCGGAGACGAGGUGGACUUCGCCGAGAAGAGCGAGUUCACCACCGUCAUGAAGAAGCCGCUUCGCCCGCGCCUCGUGCCCAGGAGGACUCAAAGUACCAGUACUACUCGCAGCAAUGGCGAACGCUGGACAAAAAUCUAGCGGCCGCACGAUGAUGGAUCUGACUACAGACUACAACAGGAUAAACUAUGUCUCCUACGUAUAAACGGGUGUGCAAAUAAGAUUCGUUUGACCGAAUUUUAGCUCCGACAUUUAUAUAGAAUUUAAAAUUUAUAUAAUAAAAUAAAAUAGUUUAAAUA
Messenger RNA from Phragmites australis (common reed), 1885 nucleotides. RefSeq names its product cytochrome P450 89A2-like. Lineage: Eukaryota; Viridiplantae; Streptophyta; Magnoliopsida; Poales; Poaceae. Gene Ontology annotation, cellular component: membrane. The record is from RefSeq and is a predicted model, not a curated record. The coding region runs from base 156 to 1727 and encodes 523 amino acids. The transcript has a single exon. Gene Ontology annotation, molecular function: heme binding; oxidoreductase activity, acting on paired donors, with incorporation or reduction of molecular oxygen, NAD(P)H as one donor, and incorporation of one atom of oxygen; iron ion binding.